Molecule: messenger RNA, 3252 nt
Organism: Arthroderma uncinatum
Lineage: Eukaryota; Fungi; Ascomycota; Eurotiomycetes; Onygenales; Arthrodermataceae
Exons: 6
Coding region: 1-3252 (1083 amino acids)
Biological process (GO): transmembrane transport
Cellular component (GO): membrane
Molecular function (GO): ATP binding; ATP hydrolysis activity; ABC-type transporter activity
Source: RefSeq, a predicted model, not a curated record
AUGGAGGGCUACGGCGCUGCGUCGCCGCCGGAUGGGGUGUAUCUUGCUAAGAUUGUGCAAGAUACGCUGCCUCCGUUAGCAGCUGCCUAUUUCUUUGUGGCCUAUCUCACAAGCAUCCUUUCUCGCGACGGCAGCGAGAAAAAUACGCCGUCGGCGCGACGUUCAGACAUUGCGAUCGGAUGUUUAAUAUUUACAGUGUUUCUGACUUAUGUUGUGGACUCGAUAAACCUGAUAUCUGCCACCUUUGGGGACCAUGGUGUUGUAUCUCCCAAAGGUCGUAUUAGCCUGCAGCUGUUUGGACUGUCGUCGGCCCUUCUCUGGCUCACUACCAUCUUGCUGUACUCGGACAAGCCACCACAGCCAGUCUCAUACCCUUUCUAUGGCCACUGGUUGAUAUAUCUCGCGUCAGAGAUUGUAUUGCUCCUAAGUCCCGUGGCCCCUUACCCUGUAGCAAACAUCGUCAGCAUCUUGUGCCAAAUCUUUAGGGUUACUGCACUUUCAUUGCUUAUCUGUGCUGCUUUUGGUCCUCGGAUCUUCCCAGGGAGGAAGGCAAAGCUUGACGAGGAAAAUUCCCCUUUACUUGCACAUGAGCAGCCGCUACUUGGAGAACCAGAUGCCACUGGCGUCGGUACCAAUGGAGCAGCCUAUGGAUCGUGCGACUCGAACAAUUCGAACAACCUAUCAACCAAAAAUGGAUCAAAGGACUCAAAAACGGAGGACAAAGUCAAUGGCAGUGGGGAGAAUGAGAAAAAGGGAGGCAUUUGGUCGUCUAUCAAGGACUUGAAGGCACUUGCACCGUUCUUCUGGCCUUCAGGGAAACCUCGCCUACAGUUCCUUUUCGUAGGGAUGUUUCUCUGUCUGGUCGUCGAGAGAGCGUUGAAUCUCAUUAUUCCUUUGCAGAUAGGCCUGAUAACCGAUAUCCUCAGUGAAACUCGAGGAGCAUUGCCAUGGAAAGAAAUUCUGAUUUUUGCUUCACUUCGCCUACUUGACUCCAGCGGGGGGGUGCCGGCGCUGCGAAGAUUUAUGUGUAUGCCAGUUGACGACUUCUCAUAUUUGAAGCUCAGCACAACAGCAUUCAACCACGUUAUGUCACUAUCUUGUGACUUCCACGAUAAUAAGCAUUCCGGAAGGCUUUGGACCGCAGUCAUUCGCGGCCAGUCGGUGAAAGACGUCAUUCACAGCAUUUUCUUCUUAGUUGGACCCAUGGUUGUUGACCUUGUCUUAGCUGUUACCGUGUUGUAUGUCAAGUUCGAUGCUUAUAUGGCACUGGAUGUUGCAACGGUAAUGGUGCUGUUUUUGUGGUCGUCCGGAAAACUUGUUACAAAACAGAAGGAUAAGCGACGAGAGUGGAAUGAGGCUCGAGGUGCGGAGUUCACUGCUCUCUGUGAAUCAACCGAAAACUGGCGCACAGUUUCUUAUUUUAGCCGGGUGUCCUACGAGAUAUCGCGAUACAUGAAACUGGUAAAGGCCCAGCUACAAGCCCGAUUCAAAUUCAGAUUUUGGGAUCACAUGGAGAGUGCGGCCCAGUCCGUUUUACUAAUAUGUGGGCUGAUGGCUGCUUGUUUUAUGGCAGCAUACCAUGUUGCUAGUGGAGAGAAGCCCAUUGGCAGCUUUGUUAUGCUGCUCAGCUACUGGGCUCAGUUAUCCAGCCCCCUACAGUUUAUUGCAAAUGGGUUCGGGGAGCUGGCCCGCGAUUUGGUCGACGUUGAAGAAUUUCUUUCGAUUCUACGCCAGAAGCCGACUGUCCAGGACUCACCCAAUGCCAAACCUUUGAAAUUCGAAACUGGGCAAAUUGAAUUUUCCAACGUCGAUUUUUCUUAUGAUGGCAAGAGGGGAGUGCUCCGAAAUAUUAAUUUCCAGGCGAAAGCUGGAGGCACCACUGCCUUAGUCGGCCAAACCGGUGGGGGCAAGUCAACCAUUCUGAAGUUGAUAUUUAGGUUCUACGAUCCCACUCAAGGUACGGUGCAAAUUGAUGGACAAGAUGUGUUCGGUGUUUCUCUCGACACCCUACGUGAGGGUAUUGGUGUGGUACCCCAGGAUCCAACACUCUUCAAUGCCUCAAUUAUGAGCAAUUUACGGUACGGAAGGCUGGAUGCCACUGAUGAGGAGGUGAUGGAGGCUUGCAAGGCAGUUGCUCUCCACGACAGAUUUAUGAGCCUUACGGAUGGAUAUGACACGUUGGUUGGCGAGCGAGGUAUGAGGUUGUCUGGUGGCGAGCUCCAACGUGUUGCCAUUGCACAAACAAUUCUCAAAGAUCCGAAAAUCGUUCUCCUAGAUGAAGCGACAAGUAGUGUGGAUAGCGAAACAGAAGCUCUAGUCCAAGAGAGUUUGCAAACGCUUACCGCAGGGCGAACGACAUUGGUAAUUGCGCAUCGACUGUCUACCAUCAUCAAUGCGGACCGGAUCAUUGUUAUAAACAACGGGGAGAUUGUUGAGCAAGGAACCCAUACAGAAUUGUUACAGAAUCAUGGAUACUACCACCGCCUUUGCGUCCGGCAAGGAUUCCUAGAAGCAAGCGAACCUGAUAGUGGCACCCCCUUUUCAGAGACAACUUGUUCUUGCCAUCAAUACGCAACAAACGGGGAGAGGAUUUCAUGGAAACCGGAUGCCCCAGAAUUUAUCCCUAAAGCGUAUCAACAACCAGGCGGAAAUGAGCUACAGCUCCCCCUAAGCGAGUGUGAUCCAAAUAGUAAAUCUUCGGCGAACAAGGGAUUUGCUGAACCCGCCGUUGAUAUUUAUGAAACGGAGACAGACGACAGCUUUCACAUUGAGACAGGGCCUGACAAGGAAAAUAUCCGAGUGAAACUUGCGGUAGAAAGUUCUACGGAUAUUGGAACUAGCGACCCGACGUUGAGGAACGAGACGGAGACAAGCCACGACGAACCUGGAAUAUUUUAUCCAACGAUGAACGAGAACGCAAGAGGCAAUUCGCUAGGCUUUGACGAGAGAUAUAGUGCAACCACUACCCUAGACGAAGGGCCCUCUGUAUCGAAAGGUGACGCACAAGGUUCUGAUCGCCGAGGAUUGUCAAAGAGUGAGCCUGCUACUGACUUGACAAGCAAAGCCUGCGUGGAUGGCGAUGAGGACUCGACCACCGCUGAUGACUGGCAGACAGUUGGCGCCAAAACCAAGACUACGUCAAGCCCGGUUAAAUCACAAACCAGAGGCUCUGCGCGUCAGCGCCAUCGCCGCAGAAACUGGAAAGGAAGAGAGAACUAUCAAAGAGCGGAAGCCGGACGUCGUGGACCGUGA